AUGGACAUUCUCCGUCUAACAGCGCAAUACACUGCUAUAAAUGGCCGUAAAGUGGGUCUCUUUUCUUAUUCUCUAAUCUUCCAGUUUUUAGACGGAAUCCAAAACUAUCAAAGCUUGAAUCCGCAAUUCGGCUUCCUCAAGCCGACGCACAUUCUGCACGGUAUUUUCCUUGCCUACAUCGACCAAUACACAAAAAUCAUCCACUUCGACGCGUCCAUCAAGGACCCUCUCCUCAACAUCUACAAGCAUCGCGAAGCAGCGCUGCGCACAUCCGUCCACCGCAUGGAGUUCCGUCGCCAGCAAGAAGAGGAAGAACGCAAGCAGAAGCAGGCCACCGAGGAGACGCUGGCCGCCCAGGAGAUCGACUGGGGCGAUUUUGUGGUGGUCCAGACCAUCACCCUCGACGACGAUUCUCCCGCCAAGCCACACGCCGCCCCGCUCUCCACCGCCCCCGAACAGAUGGAAGUCGACAUGGAGCCAGCCGACGACGAAACGCCCGCCCCGAACCCUCCGCAGCCCCCCGCGGUUCCUGCGGCUCCCGCGGCUCCCGCGGCUCCCGCGGACGUUUCGUCGUCGGGUCUGAAGGUGGUGGAGCACUUCGAGCCGCAGCUGAAGGGCGCGUCGAGCUCGGGCCCGAAGGUGAUGUUCGACGCGCGUACGCAGCGGUACGUUCCCACGGAGCAGGUCAACGAGCACGUGCGCAUCGAGCAGAUGGACCCCGCCUGGAAGAAGCAGCAGGACGUGCGGCGCGCGCGCGAGGCCUCCACCAACCUCGUCGACGGCCAGCAGAUGAGCGAGGCCAUCCACCGCAUGCGCGCGCAGCGCGAGGCCGACUUCGCGCUCAAGCGUCCGGGGCCCGCCGCCGUCCCCGCCGCCGUCCGCGCGCUCGACGACGCCGCCAUCGACCAGCAGCUCAAGCGCCAGCACCUCAAGGCGCUCGACGCCCAGCCCGGCGCGUCCCAGACCACCGCCGACGCCGCCGCCGCCGCGCAGCCCGCGCUGGCCGCUGGACCCGCCGCCCCCGCGCCGCGACCGCUCUUCCCGGGCAUGGACGCGCCCAGCGCCGACCCGGCAAAGCCCAGUCCGCAGCCACCCAGUCCCGCGGUUUCCACGGUUUCCACGGUUUCCACGAAUCCGAUGCCGACGAUGCCGGCGAUGCCGGCGAUGCCGCGACCUCCGCUGAACUCGGCAAUGCCCAGUGUGCCUUCGGCAAUGCCCAGACCGCCCAUGCCUGGAGCCAUGCCUGGAGCCAUGCCUGGAGCCAUGCCGGCGAUGAUGCCACGACCGCCGAUGCCCUCGGCAAUGCCGGGUCUGCCCUCGGCAAUGCCGAGCCUGCCGGGCAUGAUGCCUGGAAUGAUGCCGGGCAUGAUGCCGAUGCCGGGCGCCAUGCCGGCGAUGGGAGGUAGUCCCGCGGGGAAUGGUUGA
Molecule: messenger RNA, 1425 nt
Organism: Blastocystis hominis
Lineage: Eukaryota; Bigyra; Opalinata; Blastocystidae
Exons: 2
Coding region: 1-1425 (474 amino acids)
Biological process (GO): mRNA cis splicing, via spliceosome; regulation of alternative mRNA splicing, via spliceosome
Cellular component (GO): U2-type prespliceosome; U2 snRNP; catalytic step 2 spliceosome
Molecular function (GO): RNA binding
Source: RefSeq, a predicted model, not a curated record